CUCGACAGAAUGGCUCACGCUGGCCUUGAACGACUUCUCUCACAACAGCACAUUCCGACAGACUCCGGGAUGGGAAGGCCGCUGCAGGACUUACUGCGCAGGAACGAACUCCUGAAAGGAGUGGAGUCCCAGCGGCUCCGUACACACUUUUCUAGCUGUGGCCUGGAACCAUCCACAGACCUCGACGAGUUCGGCCGCAAAGUCCUCCAAGGCGACCUUGAGGGGCUCAAAGCCAUGUACGCCGACAAGCUCGCGCACUACGGCGAGCUGGCAAGCGAUGACGUCGCAGCCCGCGCGGCGGCUACCAAGGAGAUUUACGCUAAACGAUGGGGGCCGACCCGUGUCCCGGUGUACAACCUCAUCCUGCUCUGCUUUCUCGUCGUCAACCCUGGGGCGCGGAAAGAGCACUUCGCCAUCGCCCGGUGGCUCAUAAACGACGUCAAGGUCCCCGUCGACGGAACAGACUUGUCGGGCUCAACCGCACUGCACCACGCGAUCACAACUAAGCCCGCGUUCGAACCGGAGUACGCGCAAGUCCUCUACGACGCGGGCGGGGACGUGAACCACCGGAACCGGUACGGAGGCACGCCCGCCCACGAGCAGGUCAUGACGUGGGACCCGAGGAACAAGGAGGUUGUGCGCAGGGCGGCGGACGCGCUCAAGUGGUUCCUCGACCACGGCGGAAACAUCGACGUGAACGACACCGACGGAAAGGCCGUGCGCGCGAUGGUCGACAACACGCGC
Trametes versicolor FP-101664 SS1 is the source of this 744-nucleotide messenger RNA. RefSeq lists its product as uncharacterized. The record is from RefSeq and is a predicted model, not a curated record. Lineage: Eukaryota; Fungi; Basidiomycota; Agaricomycetes; Polyporales; Polyporaceae. The transcript has 3 exons. Gene Ontology annotation, molecular function: protein binding. The annotation marks the transcript as partial.